GCGUCGUGCUCCGCGAAUUCGUCGGCUCCGCGCGCACCCGCUAACGCAGGCUUGCGUUGCGAGUGCGCUGCUGACAGCUUCGGCGACGGGACGCAUAGAUCACGCCUCGGAAUGCCAGCAGUGCGCGGAGAGAGCGUUGUGCGAACCCCUCGCCUCUACGGGAUACCCAUGCCAAGGUCUUUGGACGGCGCCACGUAGCGCGGGGCAUGCCGACGCCUGGUUGCAGCAGCAACAGCAGCGACGAUGGCAGCCAGCUGGACUGGGCCAUCGCGGGAUACCGAGCCUGCGCCCAGGAGGCCCUGCGGUUUCUCGUCGAGCAGGAGCAGCUGCCAGGCAACGACCCCGUGGUGCUAGGCCUCUGGCGGCAUUUGGCCCUACAGGAACUCACCAUGGAUGUAGACUGUGCGAUUAGCCAGCAAGCGGCAGAAGGCGAUAUGCCGUUUUCUGUGCCGGAGGAGGAAGACGGUGGUCCGUGCGGUAGUCAGCAGGAAGUAACACCGCAGCAGAUUCAUGAUCCGGACCAGGCACGGCUGAUCAGCCGCCACCCACUGCCUCCGAGCGACGGUCCACAGAGUCUAGUCGACGUGACACCUCCAGUUAGGCCGCCAUACGGGAACAGUGCACCGAUUUCGAGAAGGCAGACAUCUCCCACCACGGAACAAGAACGUCACCCUCAGGAGUAGUGACGAAAUGUGCGCGCCAAGUUGGUGGACAAUGGCCUCGGCGGUCACUAUUUCCGUCGCAAGUCUCGGGGCGACAAAUAAGCUAUACCGUAUGCUCAAUGUUUACGUGCUACUUAUACUAGUUUCGUAUUUUCUUCAUUGCCCCAGAAAUGGCGAACUAUUUUCACUGCCAGUGAAACAGUUUUUAUCAAUGUAUACAUAUACGCUUUAGCAAGCAACGCUCAUAAUUGUCUCGUCUGCUAUAGGGUUUUGCCGCAACGCGAAGCAGCAUGUGGGCUGGUGUUGUGUAUGAAUGGGGGUCACUGUCUCGAAUACGGCGAUUUGCAUUAGCAAGGUUUGCCUUAAGAUAUUUGAGUAUCUCUUCUUCUCCAAUGCCGAUUCCGUAAAAGAUUCGGAAUAUCUUGAGAAAUCUCAAUGACGCGCGAGCGACGGCAAACAUGUGUUCAGCUUGCAACCGCCAUGCUCUCUCACAAAGCUGCAUCUGUGAGCUCUACCAAAGAAAAAAGCGUCGGUCGAAAGUUCUGAAGCCAUUGUACGAGCACAUCCUCCUGGUGCUCCGCCAAGCUCAAGUGAGUGAGGACCCCAAAGCUGUCUGACAAAUACUUCGUCACUGUUUUUAGUGGCUUAGAAGCUUCGAGAAAAAAAAUAUAUAUGUGCGUUCAGAAGAUUCAUUGCCAAACGCGUACACUUUCCAGCGCCACAGAGUUUUUGUUUGUAAAUGUUUACGAACGAGGAGGUAUUCUGCUUGUUAAUAAAGGAUGACUAAAUUUUCUCCUCA
Messenger RNA from Rhipicephalus microplus (southern cattle tick), 1461 nucleotides. RefSeq lists its product as uncharacterized. The record is from RefSeq and is a predicted model, not a curated record. NCBI's taxonomy places the organism in Eukaryota, Metazoa, Arthropoda, Arachnida, Ixodida, Ixodidae.